UCUCUCUCAUCCGUGAGACGUGAAACCAGCUAAUGGUACUACUGCAGUGCCGAAACUCCGCGCAGGCGCUCUACCGUCAUAUCUUUGUUGCAAGCUAGCGAGUAACCAUGGCAGACACAGACUUCACCAGUGGAGAUGCGGGGGCUUCUGCCACUUAUCCGCUGCAAUGCUCGGCACUGAGGAAGAACGGCCAUGUCAUGCUGAAGGGACGACCCUGCAAGAUAGUUGACAUGUCUACUUCCAAGACAGGCAAACACGGGCACGCCAAGGUUCACCUUGUAGGACUUGACAUCUUCACCAACAAGAAGUAUGAGGACAUCUGCCCCUCCACCCACAACAUGGAGGUCCCUCACAUUAAGAGGCUGGACUACCAACUGUUGAACAUCACAGAUGGCUACCUGAGUCUGAUGAGCACCAACGGGGAUGUCAGAGAGGACCUCAAGCUGCCUGAGAGCGACCUGGGCAAGGAGAUCGAGAAGAAAUUUGAUGCUUCCGAGGACAUAUUGAUCACUGUGCUCAGCGCCAUCGAUGAAGAGUGUGCUGUUGGCAUCAAGGCUGCAAACAAGUAACCCGGGGCAACCACCGUUCACCCUCCCCCCAGACCUAUCCUCCCUGUUGGGUCUGGAACCUCACCAAAGUGAAUGGCCUUCAUCCCCCACCUCCACUUGUAUCAGCGCUGGUCGCCCCACACAUGGAACCGGACCGGUCUGACUGGAGCUCCUCACUUAUUGCUGACUGGCAUUUUCCUGGAUCACUGAAGUUCUCCUCUCUAGACUGUGACCCCUGGGUGAUCUCUCCUCUGGAGGAUCUCUCUCCUGGAGGAUCUCUCCUCUGGGUGAUCUCUCCUCUGGGUGAUCUCUCCUCUGGAGGAUCUCUCCUGGAGGAUCUCUCCUCUGGAGGAUCUCUCCUGGAGGAUCUCUCUCCUGGAGGAUCUCUCCUCUGGGUGAUCUCUCCUCUGGGUGAUCUCUCUCCUGGAGGAUCUCUCCUCUGGAGGAUCUCUCUCCUGGGGGAUCUCUCUCCUGGAGGAUCGCUCUCCUGGGGGAUCUCUCUCCUGGAGGAUCUCUCUCCUGGGUGAUCUCUCCUCUGGAGGAUCUCUCUCCUGGAGGAUCUCUCUCCUGGGUGAUCUCUCUCAUGGAGGAUCUUUCCUGUGGGAUCUCUCCUCUGGGGUCCACUGAAGGUAUCUCCCCAGGGAGGUCUCUCCCCUGAAUGGUCUCUCCCCUGGGGGUGUUUUCCCUAAAGGUAUCUUUCUCCUGGUCUUAUUAGUUUACGAACAAUAGCACUUCACAUUCCUACUCAAUUUGAAUAUAUUCAGGGUCAUGUUCUAUUAUGUGUUUACCAUUAUUUGACUGUUAAUCUAUUGUUUUUAUGUUUUGUGUUUUUAUUUGACACUUUUAUGUUGUGUUCAUGGUGGUUAUGUUUCAUGGUGGACUUGUUGUUCAAAGCCUCCAUCAAGGUAGGGCUUUUUCUCCUAGUGGAGCCUCCAUCUUUCAUGCCCUCUAGUCAUUCCAAAGCAUCAGUCAUUCCAUCCCCAGAUGACCUACUAUUCUACUACAUAGAAUGGCUAACUUCAGUGAUUGUACACAAUGCCUUUCUGCCUUAAACACAAUGAGACACACACACACAUACACACGCGCAUCAUUGUAACCAACUUAGGGACAGUGUGUGAUUACCUCUGCAGCUGACCCCCCCCGGUGGGCUUCCCCCAAAUGUGGCCCUUCCUCUUCACUCUCUGCUGGGGGAGGAGCUAAGGUUGGGGGGGAGGGGCCAUCCUGUCUACGCUGCAAAACCUCUUACUUUCACUUGAGGCCUUGGUGACCUGAUGUAAAAUAAAAAGGGGGCAUGGGGAGGGGCGUAAAAAAACUAAACGGAACACAUAUUUAUAUGCUAGUGUUUGUUCUGAUGUACUAGCAGUAUUUAGCAUUUGGGUAAAUGGACCCACCCCACACAGAAACACCCCAUCUCGCUUUACUAUUGGUAGAGAGAUGGCACGCGACGAGCAACACAUAGGCAAGGUAUAGUCACUGCAUGUCACCUAGGGUCCCUUUAUACAGACACAGUUCUACACGGCUAGUUGUGCAUGUUUCCGAGGGGCGGAGA
Osmerus eperlanus (European smelt) is the source of this 2097-nucleotide messenger RNA. It is a transcript of the gene eif5a2, whose product is annotated as eukaryotic translation initiation factor 5A2. Gene Ontology annotation, molecular function: RNA binding; translation elongation factor activity; ribosome binding. Gene Ontology annotation, biological process: positive regulation of translational elongation; positive regulation of translational termination; translational elongation. The record is from RefSeq and is a predicted model, not a curated record. Bases 108 to 569 code for a protein of 153 amino acids. Lineage: Eukaryota; Metazoa; Chordata; Actinopteri; Osmeriformes; Osmeridae. The transcript has 5 exons.